Phragmites australis (common reed) is the source of this 344-nucleotide messenger RNA. Its product is annotated as defensin Ec-AMP-D1-like. Gene Ontology annotation, biological process: defense response. The record is from RefSeq and is a predicted model, not a curated record. The coding region runs from base 45 to 278 and encodes 77 amino acids. The transcript has 2 exons. Lineage: Eukaryota; Viridiplantae; Streptophyta; Magnoliopsida; Poales; Poaceae.
CCCCAGAGAAGUGCGUACAGUAAAAAAUAAAUAAAGGGUAACUAAUGGAGUCCUCACGCAAGUUCUUCCCGGCUGUCGUCAUCCUACUGCUGCUCGUUGUCAUGGCCACUGAGGUGGCGCCAGCGCUGGCAAGGAACUGCGAGGCGAAGAGCGCCAAGUUCCAUGGGACAUGCCUGACGGACAAUGAAAACUGCGCCAGCAUGUGUCGGACUGAGGGUUUCUCCAGCGGUGACUGCAGCCCCUUCCGGCGUCGCUGCAUCUGCACGAAGCCAUGCUAGGCGGUCAGAUUAUGUGAAAGGCAGCCUUCAGUGCUGCUGGUCCACGUAUGGUACCUGAAAUAAAAC